Molecule: messenger RNA, 957 nt
Organism: Engraulis encrasicolus (European anchovy)
Lineage: Eukaryota; Metazoa; Chordata; Actinopteri; Clupeiformes; Engraulidae
Exons: 9
Coding region: 280-957 (225 amino acids)
Source: RefSeq, a predicted model, not a curated record
UUUGGAGGGAUCUGAUACGCCAUCAAAGCGACUAUAACGGUACACACAGAUUAUUAGCCUACAUACAGCGAAAUCCAGCUGCGCAGCUGCUCGAGGUCCUAGGACAGAACAUUCCGAAACCCCCGCUCAAAGAGACAAUACUUGGACGGCCAUAACGGCACGUGAACUGGACAUGUCCGUGGAAAACGCCCUCCUUUUGGGGAAGCAAUGUGCCUCUUGACAACAAACUUCACUCGCCCCGUAGGCCCUAUUUGGAAAGUUUAAAACAUUGUUUGAGCCAUGGAGAAGAGACCAGGGUCACCCACACCUAGCUGUGCGUCCAUGAGGAGUGACAUAUCAAAGGACAAUCCACCCAACCUCAAAGAGCCAAAACCUCCACCUGAACUAAGUGCCAUGGAGAAGAGACCAGAGUCUCCUACACCAAGCUGUAUGUCCACGAGGAGUGACCAAUCAAUGGAUGAGCCACUAAGGUUCAAAGCGCCAAAGCCUCCUCCAGAACUAAGUGCCAUGGAGAGGAGACCAGAGUCUCCUACACCUAGCUGUGUGUCCAUGAGGAGUGACCAAUCAAUGGAUGAGCCACUCAGGUUCAAAGCACCAAAGCCUCCAGAACUAAGAGCCAUGAAGAAGAGAGCAGGGUCUCCUACACCUAGCUGUGUGUCCAUGAGGAGUGACCAAUCAAUGGAUGAGCCACUCAGGUUCAAAGUGCCAAAGCCUCCUCCUGAACUAAGUGCCAUGGAGAAGAGAGCAGAGUCACCUACAUCUAGCUGUGUCUCCAAGAGGAGUGACAUAUCAAAGGAUAAUCCUCCCAACUUCAAAGAGCCACAGCCUCCUCCUGAAAUAAGUGCCAUGGAGGAGAGGUCAGGUUCACCUACUCCAAGCUGUGUGUCCAUGAGGAGUGACCAAUCAAUGGAUGAGCCACUCAGGUUCAAAGCGCCAAAGCCUCCAGAAUUAAGUUAG